Messenger RNA from Meloidogyne enterolobii, 2193 nucleotides. Lineage: Eukaryota; Metazoa; Nematoda; Chromadorea; Rhabditida; Meloidogynidae. The record is from the annotation of a GenBank genome assembly.
AUGCUUAUUCGUAGCCAUUUUACUCAUGAUGAUAAUGCGAUGGUUAAUAUGGUCAAUUCUCUUCCUCCCGAAGCAUAUUUUUUGGAAUGCGAUGGAAGUGUACAUGAGGAACUUGGAACAAUUCAAAAAGGGAAACUGAUACAAUUGCAUUUUCGACUGUGCGGCGGGAAAGGAGGUUUUGGUUCAUUACUCCGAAGUUUUCGCAUCCACAAAUCAAACAAUCAGUUAAUGUGUCGAAAUUUGGCUGGUCGUCGUCUUGCUGAUGUUAGAGAAGAAGAACGUCUCAAAAAAUAUAUUGAAAAGAAGGAGCAACGUGAAAAAGAGAAGAAAAAGAAAGAGGAAGAAAAAAUAGACAAAUUAAAAAAUGGAGCAAAAACAAAACAUGAAUUUACUGAUCAGGAAUAUUUGAGAAAAAGGGACACAGUUCUUGAUGUGGUUGAGGAUGCAGUUGAGGCAGGUGUUUUGGCACUUCAAGAAAAACAAAAGGCUGCUGCUGAAGUUGAAAACAAUGACGUUACUACACAAGAAGAAUUAACUGGGCCUUCAACAUCUUCAAAUAUACAAAAAGCAUCUACAUCCUCAAAUGUUAAUGAUGAACAAAAUUCUGAUUCCGAUGAAAGUUUGGAUGAUUUGAUGAGUUGUGGUCCAUUAAAAAAGAAGAUUCCUCUGGCCUUGCGUGCACUUCAAGAAUAUGAUGGGCAUAAACAGGAGAAGAAAUUGCCUCUGUUCCCCGAUACGAAAAAGAUGGUUUAUUUGACUGUUAAAUAUAAGCGGCCGUUCUUCAAAAAGAGUGGGAAUCAAUGCGUUUUUGUUACGCAGCCUUAUCCAGACAGAAAUCCUUCAAAUUCUUCUGUUUGUCUAAUUCUACCAGAUCUUGAUCGUUCCAAAAAGGCACAAACAGAUCCUGAUGUUGAUAAACAAGCGAGAGAAUGGGAGGAACGUUUACGUGAAAAUUAUGGACUUAUUUCUGGAGUUAAUUAUACAAAGAUUUUGACUUUUAUACAAUUAACUCGUGAAUAUACUGAAGUCACGGAUCGUGUUAAACUUGCAAAUCUUUAUGAUAUGUUUUUUGUGGAUUAUAAAUUGGCUAAAAAAGUGGAUUAUUUUAUGGGAAAAUUGUUUAAAAGACCUGCACGUCGUCCAAUUCUAAUCAAAUCUGAACAAAAUUUUUCUAAAAGAAUUGAAGAAGCUUAUAAUCAAACUUUAAUAUUUUUUAUGCCAAUGAAUGAUGCAAUUACUAUUCGUGUUGGCAAUUUAAAUCAAAAAAUUAAACAUCUCAAAUCAAAUGUUUCAGCUAUUAUUUCUUCACUUUUACAAGACUUUCCUGGUGGUCUAAUAAAUAUAAGAUCGGUUUAUUUAGCGGCUGUGAAUGUUUCUUUGCCUGUUUAUGUUGAUUUUGGUUCUUCUAACGAAAUAAACUUUGAAUUGCCUCCAGAGCCCGAACUUGUUGAAAUUGUUGGAGAAUGUUCUACACUUCCAGAAGGAUUAGAAGUUAAAGUAAGGGCUGAUGGAUUGGUUACAACAGUGGAAAAGAAGAGUGGUGAAGAAGUUUUGUAUCCAACAGAACAGGAUGAAUGGGAAAAGGAAGAUGAUAUGAAGCCGUUAAAUGCUGAAUUGAUUCAGAAAAUAUUGAGAAAAGGAAAGGUUCAAACAAAAAUGGAAAAAAUAAAGGAAGAAUUGAGAAAGAUGGUAAAAGGGGAAGUAAAGGAAGAGGAGGAAGAAAAAAGAGUAGAAGAAGUGAAGGGGGUGGUUGAAGAAGAAAAUGAGGUGGUUGAAGAAGGAGCCCCAAACAUGUUACCAAACAAAAAGAAGAAUAAAAAAAGGAAAGUAAAGAAUGAAGAAGAGGAAGAAAAAAUAGAAGAAGAGAAGGAGGAGGGUGAAGAAGUGGAAGAAGAACCCAAAAAAGAAGAAGUUGUUCCAAACAAGGCUCCAAAAAAAUUAAAGAAUAAAAAAAGAAAAUUAAAGGAAGAGGAAGAAGAGGUGGAGGAGGAAGAAAAAAGAGAAGAUGAAGAGGAAAAUGAGGAGAGUGAAGAGGAAACCGAAGAAGAAGUUGUUCUGAACAAGUCACCGACCAAAAAUAAGAAUAAGAAAAGAAAUGGAGCAAUUAAAAGAAAAAUUGAAAAUUCAAGUAUUGAGAUGAUUAAAGGAAGGAAAACUAAAAAAGCCAAAAAAAAUUUUGAAGGAUUUUUAUAA